Messenger RNA from Gryllus bimaculatus (two-spotted cricket), 993 nucleotides. NCBI's taxonomy places the organism in Eukaryota, Metazoa, Arthropoda, Insecta, Orthoptera, Gryllidae. The record is from the annotation of a GenBank genome assembly.
AUGGGCAACGCGGAGGGCGCGCACGCGCAGGCGCGCGAGGAGGCGGGCGGGCUGGCGGCCGGGGAGAACCUGCGUGUGGUGCUGCUGCGCAUGAUCCACGAGGCGGCGCAGCAGAUGGCGGCGGCGGCGGGCGGCGGGCUGGGGGCGGCGCUGAAGGCGGCGGCGCAGGACGGGCGCGCGGGCGACGUGCAGCGUCUGCUGGACGCCGGCGCCGACGUGGACGCCGCCGACGCCUUCGGCCUGACGGCGCUGCAGGACUUCUACGGGUGGACGCCGCUGCACAUGGCCGCCAAGUCGGACCGCGGGCGCCUGUGCCUGCGGCUGCUGCUGGGCGCCGGCGCGGACCACAGCUGCCGCGACAGCAAUGGGUGGACGCCCCUGCACUGGGCGGCCACGGAGGACAGCGAGGCGGCGGUGCAGGCGCUGCUGGCGGCCGGCGCCAGCCCCGCGGCCAGGGACAACUUCGGCAUGCUGCCGCUGGACCUCGCGGGCUCCGAGGGCGUCCGCCGGCUGCUCAGGAACGACGUAAAUAGACUGGCGCUGGACUACGACCUAAAUGGACUGGCACUGGAAAGAGACAAAUUGGGACUGGCACUGGAGAACGACCUAAAUAGACUGGUGCUUGACAAUGACCUAAAUGUGCUGGCGCUGGAGGACGACCUCUACGGACUGGCACUGGAGAAUGACCUUCAUAGACUGGCGCUGGACAAUGAUCUAAAUGGACUGGCACUGGAGAGUGACCUAUAUGGACUGGCACUGGAAGACCUAUAUGAACUAGGAAUGGAGAAUGAUUUAUUGGGACUGGCACUUGAGAAUGACCUUUUGGGACUGGCACUGGAGAAUGACCUAAAUGGACAGGCAGUGGAGUUAUAUACUGGACUUAAUAAUGGGUGGACUGGUGUAUGUACUGGACUUAUAUUGACUGGCACUGAAGAAUGGCCUUCUGGAACUGGUACUGGAGAAAAAUCUUUAGGGACUGGUGCUGGAGUAUGA